CUGCCUUUUUUUUCUUUCUUCCUUUUAGAAGAUAUACUAUAGGAACCUAUGAUAAUCUUAUUCAGUUAUCUUAUAAAAAGAAAUAUCUGCAUGCCUUGAUUGCAAAUGAUGAUGUUAUGGGUUUCUUCCUUAAGGCGUUGAAGUCUCAAGCAGUGCUGCUGUGUAGCAGCACUUGGUGCUUUUUGGCAUGUGAUUUCUGCUGUUAACUGAAGUUGAACAGUUGAAGUUGAAAUGCUUUUGUAGGUAGAUCUGUGUGUACAGUUACUUUUAUUAGGGUAACUAAGGUUGUGAAGAUGAGAAAAGAUGUGAAGAAGGCCAGAGUCCUCACUAUUCGCAAACUAACCAGACACAUCGGGAAAUUAAAGUUGAAAAAGGGUUCAGAAGACUUGAAAUUAAAGAACCAAAAACGAGUUGAGAGAUUAAUAGAAGAAAUCCAUGCCAUGAAGGAAAUAAAACCAGAUGAAGUUACCAGACUUGCUCUUAGGACAGAAGUUAAUUUUGAAAGUGUCUGCAAAAAGCCAAACUGUACUGCAGCUGAGCGAGCCAUGGCAAGACUUGCAACACACCCCACCUUGAAGCCCAGAUUUGUUGAACUUAAAGCUGCUGUUAAAGCUUUUAAGGAUGCAAGGAAGAACCCAGACAAAGCCACUCCUGUGAAAAAGGAUCAGUCAGAAGAACAGCCUAAAUCAGCACAACAUUCCAAUAAAAACUUGGAUGACCAAGCUUGUAAGCGGCCUCAAAAACAGCAAGGAUAUGAACACAAAACAAAACCAGGCAUGAAAGUAGAAACUGACAAAGUGGUUGAAGAGCUCUGUGAGAGUGAAUCUGAGCAGAAAACUGUGGAAAUGGAGAGAGUGUAUGCUCCAGAAACACCUUCAUUUCAGGCAGUAGAAAUGCAAACAGUUACUCAAAACAAAACAGAAAAGAAACUUGACUAUCAAAAAAGGAAAGAAAAUAUGAGUAUGAACAAGUUAAAUGCAAUAAAAGAAAGAAUUGAUGAUAGUGACCAAGAGCAUGAAAAGGAAUACUUUGAUGAUAGUACUGAAGAGAGGUUUUACAAUGAAUCAUCAGAUUCUGACAGUGACAGCAAUGAUGAUUUCUUCAUUGGAAAAGUAAAAAAGAAGAAAAAAGUAGCAGCAGUUAAUAGUUUUUCUUCAACAAAAGAAAAGGGUAGUGUUCAGAAAAAAGUAAUGAAAACAGAGAAGAGUACAGAGACUGGGCCAGCACAGGAUUUGAUCAUGGAAGAGAAAAAGUCACUUGCAAAAGCAAGCAAGCUGGAGUCAGUGUUCUGCAGUUCUUUGUCUACCACCAAUCAGAAAUCUCAGAACAGAAGAAAUACUAAACACCAGCCUCUCAAAAAGGAAAGAACAGGUUUUCUUAAAAAUGAAACAAAGCUUAAGAAGAAACCAUUUGCAAAAGCUUCAGGGGAUAUUAAAUGCAACAAUAAGAAAGCAUCUUUGGAGCAGCCUCUUCAUCCUUCAUGGGAAGCAAGCAGGAAACGCAGAGAGCAAAUGUCUCAAAUUACAGCAUUCCAGGGGAAAAAGAUUAAAUUUGAUGACUAGACUAUAUGUAAAUGGGGGUUCUAAGAAAAAUUUUUUUGCAGCUACUGUUUGAACAUCGUUGUUAUACUGUCCAUAUCCUUUGCAACUUCCAAAAUUGCAAUUAUUAUUUACCAUCAUAGAAUAUCAAGAUUGUUUCAUUCAUUCUUCGUGCUGUCUGGUGAUUAAUGUAAUGGCCAUUUGGUUCAUAAGUCCCAUUAUGCAGUACCACCAUUCAUGAAAUAUACCCUGAUGUGAAUAAAGGGUUUUUAGGAGCAUAAUUUGUGCCCUGUAGAAAUAGUUUGGAAGGGUUUGGUUUUUUUAUGUAAAAAAAUGUGCUUUAUAUGAGAACUUGGUUGUCAGAAGAAAGGUUGUCAUAUCUCAACCGAGACAAAGUAAAAGAUUCUUAAACUUGAAGAGACUUUAUAAAUUCAUCAGUGUAUCAUGUAGCUGGAAAAGUCAAUCCAUUUUGAGCAUAAUAUGAAAAUUUCUGGAGAGAAUAAAAUAUUGUGCUUUUAA
Molecule: messenger RNA, 2057 nt
Organism: Passer domesticus (house sparrow)
Lineage: Eukaryota; Metazoa; Chordata; Aves; Passeriformes; Passeridae
Gene: SRFBP1
Product: serum response factor binding protein 1
Exons: 8
Coding region: 294-1562 (422 amino acids)
Biological process (GO): maturation of SSU-rRNA
Cellular component (GO): nucleus; 90S preribosome
Source: RefSeq, a predicted model, not a curated record